AUGGAAAGGUUGGCGGUGGAUGUGGACGAGGAGUCAGAGCUCCAUGUCCUGGUUCCCACAGAGGUGGGAGAUCGCUUGCGACUGUCGAAGAUGCCCGAUGGUCCGUGGACAUGCGUGGUUUUAAGGAAACAGCCUCUGCACGAUGUGGCAAAUAGGAUGGCCGAGCAACCAGGUGAGGACGUGAACAAGUUGCAGCUCCUGGUGCCUGCUGCGGUCAAGCCCGGCCUCACGAAGCUGCAGGUGACCAUCUCCCCGGAUGAGCAGAUACAGCUGGCCGUCCCAGAGUACGCAAGUCCUGGCGAUCUCAUUGAGCUUGAGAGGGCUGGUGGGGAGGAAGCCUGGCAGGCGAAGUUUACCCGUGAUCAGUACAUGAAUGCGGAGGAUCCCAAGAAGAAUCUGGCAGUCAUGGCAGAUCUGGGCAAGGCUGCGCGAGACGCGCAAUUGGAUGUGGAGGAAGCGGUGGAGCGCCUUUUCAAAGUGGCCAAAGAAGCCGGCUGCUUCGUCAGCCCAAAGAUCAAACGAGGAAGCGUCCCACCAUUGUACAUCCCUGGCCUGAUCGCUGCCGAAGACAUAGAGGAGGGCGAGGAGCUUCUACGCAUCCCAGCGCAUUUGCAUCUGACGCCCCCAGCAGUUGAAGAAGCCGCUCCGGGCCUUGCAGCGGUUGCCCGAAAGUCGCCGAUGCCAGACCAUCGACGUUCCGAAGCGCUCCACUCCUUCUUUCUUGCACGGCUUCUUGCUGAUUCCCAGGAGAGGGCCUUGGCCAGACCUGCGGAGGGCAAGAGCAUCCUUAGCAGCCACUGGACCGCCAGCGAGGCUCAGCGGAAGGUGUGGGAAGCCUAUGCAGACACGCUGCUGAGCGAGGACUUUGCGUACCAUCCUUUCAGACUCGCAGCUUUCAAUCCCGCUGCCACGCGGGAGGCCAUGCGGCCCUCCCAGGAAGCGGAGUACUUCAUUGACAUGGCCACCGACCUCGUGAUGCUACAUGACAGCAUGGUGCGGUGUGGCCAUGAAGCGGGGAUGCCUGAGGAGGUCGAGGCAGAAAUGUUCCUCCGUGCUCGACUGUGCUCGCAAACACGAGUGUUCCAAACGUGCGUGGACACCACGCUGGUGCCAGUUGCGGAUCUGCUGAACCACUCUCCAACGCUGACGCCCGGUGUUUUGUGGGCCUGGGAUCAGGAGGCUCAGAGCAUGAUCAUCACCGCGGUGAAAGCUCAUCGCACCGGUGAGGAGCUUUUCACCACUUAUGGGGCAAGGCUCCGGUGCUUGCAGCUUCUGCAGGUGUAA
Symbiodinium natans is the source of this 1284-nucleotide messenger RNA. The record is from the annotation of a GenBank genome assembly. Lineage: Eukaryota; Dinophyceae; Suessiales; Symbiodiniaceae.